Messenger RNA from Heterotrigona itama, 1617 nucleotides. NCBI's taxonomy places the organism in Eukaryota, Metazoa, Arthropoda, Insecta, Hymenoptera, Apidae. The record is from the annotation of a GenBank genome assembly.
AUGCAUUCUCAUGUAUAUGCAAAGAAAAAUAUCUGAAUACAUAGAAACGACUAUAAUUCAAUUCCCAAAUACUUAAAUAUGCCUAAUAUUUUUAAUCUUAAUGAUUAAUGAAAAUAAGCAAUUAUCUAUAUAGUAACAAAUUUGAUAUUGUUGAAUGAAGAAAACUAUAUGGUCUUUUGAUAUUUAAAUUUUAUAUAUUUAAAUGAUUAUAGUGCGAAUUCAAUAUGGCGACUGAUCAGUUUACCGGCGAUUCUGAAAUAAGCCAUAAAAAUUCAUUCAGACCACAAAUAAUUUUAUUAUUUAGUGGUAAGAGAAAGUCUGGAAAGGAUUAUAUUACAAAUGCUUUGCACGAAAGGAUUGGAUCUGAUAGGAGUGUCAUUAUAAGAUUAUCCGGACCAAUUAAAUUUCAUUGGGCUAAGACCCGUGGUUUGAACGUUGAUGAGCUUUUAGGAGAUGGCAAAUACAAAGAGAAUUAUCGCCUUGAAAUGGCAAAAUGGGGAGAGAACAUUAGGAAUGAAGAUUAUGGUUAUUUUUGUCGUGCGGCCUUAGAAAUGUAUAAUGUAUUUAGCAAACCUAUAUGGAUAGUGAGUGAUGCGCGAAGAAAAACUGAUAUACAAUGGUUUGUAGAAAAUUUUAAAGAUGUAUGUAAAACAAUUCGGAUUGAAUCAGAUGAUUUAGUUAGGAACAAACGUGGCUGGGUAUUUAAUCCAGGUAUUGACGAUUCAGAAACUGAAUGUAAUUUAGAUGAUAUAAAUACAUGGGAUUUGAAAGUGACAAAUAAUAGUGAGGACAUAAAUUGUAUAUUAGAACAAAUCUUAAAAAUAAUUACUUAGUAAACGAUAUUGCAAAUGUAUGAAGCAAUAUUACACAUGUUACAUAUAUGUACUUGUAAAAAAUGAAUUUUUUCCAAUGGAUUUAUAAAGAGGAAGACAAUAAUAUAUGUUGUUUACAAGUGGAUAUAUUUGAAAUUGUUUUAUUAAUUCUUUAUUUAUACAUUUGAUUCUUGUCCAUUGCAUUAUUAAGUAUCAAAUAGAUAUCAUAGUGUAACAGGUUAAUAAAUUCUUAUAUAUUUCAAAGAUCAUAAGAAAACAAAGGAAAAAGAUUUAGGAAAUAAUUAACAAGGUAUUUCAACAAUUAUUUAACAUUUUAACUUAUUAUUUAAAUUUCACAAAUUAAUUUUGCCAAUUAAUUUCUUUUUAAAUGAAAGUUUAUUUAAUCACUAUUACUAUACUUAUAUGCAAUAAGAACAGAUAUAUGCCGUAUGACAGACAAGGAGCGCAAUAAUGUACAAGGACUGCUACGCAGCGUAUUUCAAUAUCGGUGUUUGAUGAAAUUUUCAUUCAAUCAGUGAAAAAAACUAAUUAUGAGAAGAAAUUUACAAACAUUUAUGAUUGCAGGUUCGGUUUUUCUUCUAUAUUCUAUUUAUCCCAUGAAAUAUAGAUUUAUUCUAUAAAAUCUAUGAAUGAAGAUUUAAAAUUACAGCAAAUCGAAACAUUCGCUUAAUUUUUUUGAAAAUUAUUUUCGAAAUUUGAAUAAAAGUUAUACGUAAGCAUAUUUAAAAGUACCAACUUUAAAAUAAAUGCAUUCAAUAUGUAAGUUGAUUUUUCUUAAUUAAAC